This is a messenger RNA of Pelodiscus sinensis (Chinese soft-shelled turtle), 1710 nucleotides long. The record is from RefSeq and is a predicted model, not a curated record. NCBI's taxonomy places the organism in Eukaryota, Metazoa, Chordata, Testudines, Trionychidae.
UGUCUGUCUGUCAGCAGGGAAUCCACCUGCCCUGACAGUGCCGCACCUGAUCAGGAGUUCAAGUUUCCCUUGCCUGGUUGGACCAUGGAGAGUAAAGCGGCUGUUGAUGCUGAGCCCAAUGGGGACACGGUGAUCCUCAAAAAAAAGAAGCCAGAAAUGGAGGCCAGAGGCCAGUGGAGUAAUAAAGUGGAAUUUAUGCUGUCCGUGGCUGGGGAGAUCAUCGGUCUGGGCAAUGUCUGGAGAUUCCCUUAUCUCUGUUACAAAAAUGGGGGUGGUGCUUUCUUAAUCCCCUACCUCAUCUUUCUCUUUACCUGUGGGAUCCCAGUGUUCCUCCUGGAGACAGCACUGGGACAGUACACCAGCCAAGGAGGGGUCACUGCCUGGAGGAAGAUCUGCCCUAUCUUUGAAGGAAUUGGAUAUGCCUCACAAGUAAUUGAAUCCUAUCUGAAUAUCUACUACAUUGUCAUCCUCUCCUGGGCUAUCUUCUACCUGUUCAGUUCCUUUGCUGCUGUGCUUCCCUGGGCUACCUGUAAUAACCCUUGGAACUCAGAUCUCUGUGUGGACUUCCUGAAUAGCUCUGACUCGGAGAACAGGACAGUACCUGCUAAUGCCACCUCCCCAGUUAUCGAGUUUUGGGAGAAGCGAGCCUUGGGACUCACAGAUGGCAUUCACAAUCUGGGCACUGUGCGCUGGGAGCUGGCUCUCUGCCUUCUGCUUGCCUGGGUCAUCUGCUACUUCUGCAUCUGGAAAGGAGUCAAGUCUACAGGAAAAGUUGUUUACUUCACGGCCACAUUUCCCUACUUGAUGCUUUUAGUCUUGCUGAUUCGAGGAGCCACCUUGCCUGGUGCUAUUGAAGGGAUCAUAUUCUACCUGAAGCCAGACAUUUCCCGGCUUUCAGAUCCACAGGUAUGGAUGGAUGCAGGCACUCAGAUCUUCUUCUCUUAUGCCAUCUGCCAGGGGUGCCUGACAGCCUUGGGUAGCUACAACAAGUACAACAACAACUGCUACAGGGACUGCUUCAUGCUGUGUUUCCUGAAUAGUGCCACCAGCUUUGUAGCUGGCUUCGCAAUCUUCUCUGUGCUAGGCUUCAUGGCACAAGAACAGGGCAUACCCAUUUCAGAAGUGGCCGAGUCAGGUCCCGGCCUAGCAUUCAUUGCAUAUCCAAAGGCUGUAACGAUGAUGCCCGUGUCUCAGCUCUGGUCCUGCCUGUUCUUCCUUAUGCUGAUCUUCCUGGGACUGGACAGCCAGUUCGUCUGUGUUGAGAGCCUGGUGACGGCUAUUGUCGACAUGUACCCAGAAGUUCUGCAGAGGAAAGGACGCCGUGAGCUGCUGAUUCUGGCCAUUUCAGUCAUUUGCUACCUGCUUGGCCUGAUGCUAGUCACUGAGGGUGGAAUGUACAUCUUCCAGCUGUUUGACUAUUAUGCUGCCAGUGGUACGUGCCUACUGUUCCUGGCCAUCUUUGAAGUUGUCUGUAUCGGCUGGGUGUAUGGCGCAGACCGUUUCUAUGACAACAUCGAGGACAUGAUUGGUUUUCGGCCAUGGCCGCUUAUUAAGAUGUGCUGGUGGGUUGUCACCCCUGGUGUUUGCUUGGCAACCUUCCUAUUUUCACUGAUCAAGUACACACCCCUCAAAUACAACAACUCCUACGUGUACCCUACCUGGGGCUAUGUUUUGGGCUGGUUGAUGGCUCUGUCUUCCAUGAUCUGCAUU